Messenger RNA from Tympanuchus pallidicinctus (lesser prairie-chicken), 6980 nucleotides. It is a transcript of the gene KLF7, whose product is annotated as KLF transcription factor 7. Gene Ontology annotation, molecular function: RNA polymerase II cis-regulatory region sequence-specific DNA binding; DNA-binding transcription factor activity, RNA polymerase II-specific. Lineage: Eukaryota; Metazoa; Chordata; Aves; Galliformes; Phasianidae. The record is from RefSeq and is a predicted model, not a curated record. Gene Ontology annotation, biological process: regulation of transcription by RNA polymerase II. Bases 272 to 1162 code for a protein of 296 amino acids. The transcript is spliced from 4 exons.
UGCCCCGGUGCGGCGGGCGCGGGGUGCUCGGAGCGCGGCCGCCUCGGCCCGGCCCCGCGUCCCCUCCGCGCUGACAGCCCGCCUCUCCUCUCUUCUUUCUUUUUUUUUUUUUUUUUUUUUUUUUUGAAGUGUGACUGAAACAAAACAAAGCAAAAGGGACGCUGGAUCUAUCAUUGGUUGCUUUUCCUCCUCUUUUUUUUAUGAUCCCAAACACCCCCCUCCAGAGCAAACAAACACACACAAAGCAGAGCAGGGGCCGGCCGGCAGCAGCAUGGAUGUCUUGGCUAGUUAUAGUAUAUUCCAGGAACUGCAGCUUGUCCACGACACCGGCUACUUCUCAGCUUUGCCAUCCUUGGAGGAAAACUGGCAGCAGACAUGCCUCGAGUUGGAGCGAUACCUUCAGACUGAACCACGGAAGAUCUCUGAGAGCUUUGGUGAGGACUUGGACUGCUUCCUUCAUGCCUCCUCAGCUCCAGAUGCAGAGGACAGUAUCCGACGGCUGGAUCCCAUUCUUUUGCCGGUGGAGACAAGUAUGUGUGACAAAAGCGCCAACAUGGACAUUAUCCUCUCACGGGACAAGCUGCUGUCUGAGACGUGCCUCAGCUUGCAGCCCACCAGCUCUUCCACAGAAAGCUACACGGCCGUUAACCAGGCCCAACUCAAUGCAGUAACCUCAUUAACACCCCCUUCCUCUCCGGAGCUCAGCCGCCACCUCGUAAAAACCUCACAGACUCUCUCGGCGGUGGAUGGCACAGUGACUUUGAAAUUGGUGGCCAAGAAAUCUUCCCUCAGCUCCAUGAAAGUGAGUGUAGCGGCAGCAACCGCGGGGACAAUAAAGAGCGGGCAAAGUGACAGUGAACAAGGAGGACCAGGACUGGAAGCAUCUCCAGAAAACAAGAAGAGGGUUCACCGCUGUCAAUUUAAUGGGUGCCGGAAGGUUUAUACAAAGAGCUCCCACUUAAAGGCUCACCAGAGGACUCAUACAGGUGAGAAGCCUUACAAGUGCUCGUGGGAAGGGUGCGAGUGGCGUUUUGCACGGAGCGACGAGCUCACGAGGCAUUACAGAAAGCACACGGGUGCAAAGCCCUUUAAAUGCAACCAUUGUGACAGGUGUUUUUCCAGGUCUGAUCACCUUGCCCUCCACAUGAAGAGGCACAUCUAAGUAUCUGUCAGCUUGGCAUGGAUGACAUCUGAGCUAAGUGUUGUGAGAUGAAGUGGAACUCAAGUUAUAAUGUGCUGCCUUGCAAGAGAAGAGAACUCUAUCACAUGUAACCCUCUGUACAGAGACCACACACUCACACUGUCAUACACCCAGUUAUACUUCAAUACAUCCAUUGGUUCUUUAUGCCUUGCCCCAGCUGGAUGGGAGAAGAUGCAGGCGAGGAAAUGCUGUAGAGGUGAAGUCAAUGAAAAGGAACAAUUGCUUACAGUACUUCGUCUCUCUUGGAUUUGUUUCCUGGUUUUGCCAAUGGAAAACAAAGGAAAUGGAGGAGGCUUCCCUGCAGGUGGACGGCAGUAGGAGGGGCUUAUUUAACUUGCUUCUCAGUGCAACUCAAUAGGAGAAAAUGUCGUCUUGAAGUUGCAUAUUUGUAGCACUAACUUUCUUUUUAAAUAGAUGGGGGGAAAACAAUGACCUAGAAAACCAAAUCCCAGUUUGGUAGCCAAAUUAACCUCGUGGUUCAUUUGUUCUUUGUCUGAGGAUUCCUAAUGUUCAAUGCAUCAGACUUUUCACAGACACUUUGAUCUGUCUUGGUUUUUGUUCUUCUUCCUAGAACUGAGCUAUUGAGAUUCAUUUAAGUCAAUACCAGUAGCCUUAAUGGCAGUAGACUGUGGAGUGACACUUGUUACACAAAUAUCCUCUCUUUGGCCUGAGUUUAUGUAGACUUCACGGAGGACUAUGUUUUGGUUUUGUUCUUGUUUUUGUUUUAAUUUUUGUUUUGGCUAUUGCACAACAUAUGCACUAGGGACUCUGGAAGCUGCUGCCAUGAUGGCUAAGUGGCCAAGGGAUAAACUUUGAGAAACAGUAUCUAAUAUCUCUGUAGGCCUCACCUUAUUGCCAUAGCUAGAACUUCUUGUUUAUUUGUUGAAUGAAAACUUUAAAAGCUUAUUUGGAAGCUUAAACCUUUUUUUUCCUCUUUUCUCUACGAACAAGUGAUCUUCAGAACUCCUUGUCUGCACCUGGAUAUCGGUCUGGGACUGGCCACACAGGCAUGACUACGGGAUUCCUUCCACAUCAUGUGAGCAUGUUAGCCACAACUCACAGUGACUUAGUGAUGAAUUAUGUUGCUUUGUCUCGCAGUUCUUCUAAUAACCAAUUUAAAACAUUAGACUUUUGUUUGCGUAAAGAGCACCUGCAGACAUUUUAAUUUAAACUUGAUGUUUUUCGAACAUCUUACACACUCACAUACAAACAAGCCAAAAAUCCUGCUCCAGUCUCUGAGUGGGAAAUAAAGAACUUCUUCCAAGUACAAUGGCUUCAUUCAGCAUUAGCCUUUUAAAGAAAUAAUGAAAGUCCUCCUUUUCCAUUCAUCAAGUUGAUGCUGUAGCCUGCUCCUAUGUGUAACAGUGUAAACAGUGAAGGAAGGGUUGGGUUUUACGUACAGCAAUGAGACUUUUCUGAAUGAUUGAUCUAAAGUGCUAAUAACCUUGAGGCCCGUUUUGGCCUACUGUGUGAACCAUCAAGGGAAAGUGAAGGUCUCAUGCUCACCCUUCAGUCCUAUUGGUAAUUUGAUUUUGUUGGGCACAAAGUGGAUUUAAAGUCUUUGUUACAAAACAAACAAAAAAGCAUCUUACGAUAACUCAUGUUUGAAACUAUUUGGCGCUGGCCCUGACUCCAAAGACUGCAUUUAGGACCAUGAAGAUGGCUUGUGCAAGCAGGCGUGUGGUCAUUAGAUUGUAUACUUUGUAUGUUCUGGGACCAUCUCUAAAGGAUGACUAAAAAUUAAACAAAAUGGUGCAUGGUCCACAAAUGGUUGCUGCUCUUUUAUACUGUAUUAGCCAGCUGCCCUUCUUUGACUGUUUUGACACAUUGACUGUUAAAUAUUUCCCUUAAUUCAUGUUUUAGGAAUUGAAACUGUACUCUUGGGGAAAAGAACAAACAAGAAACUCAAUAGAUGUUUAAGAGCUGUCAUCGGGAUCCUUGGCACUUGAAUUCUCAGAAUUUUGCAACCUUUGGUUCCAGUGAGAGAUUGAAUUUACUCAAAAGAUGCUGGUUUUCCUCACAGUUCUUGCAAAGCACUGUGACUGUCAACUGAAUGCUUUUGGGACAGGAGGGAAAUACAAUGUCUGGCCCAUAUGGCAUGAAAUAUGGACCAAAAUCUAACCAUCUUUUAGGGGCAAUGAUGUAACAUUCAUGAUAAGAGAGGGAGAGAGAGAGAGAGAGCAAAAGUGAGUGAGAGGAAAAGAAAGGUAGAAGAGGAGAAAGAAAGAAAAUUGAGUUUAUUCCAAAGAUUUAAAACUAACCAUGCUAUGUAUACGUAUGUGGAGCACUGCUUGCUGACAAUCUUGUAUUUCUCUGCUUCUGUGUUUGCAUACUUUUUAUGACCAUUCCAUCCAGCUGUUCUACUGGGACUGAGGGCCCUAGAAUUCAAUUUGUAUUGGAAUAUAUGGAGCAUCCUGCCAGAUGUCUAAUGGAAACUGAAACCGCAGCUGUGUGAAACCAUAGAACAUCCAGUCAGUGCAUUACAUUAGAAAAAGGUUAACAGAAUCCUAGAAUUUCAUUACUGUAGCAUCCUAAAGUAUAUGCUCUCAAACUCACUGCUAUGGUACUCUUUGGCUGUGAACCUGCAUAAAUAUCUUUCCUUGACCUCUGAACACACCUGCCUUUAGACAUGCUAACAGUAGCCUACAAAUCAUAGUUAUUAAGUGUCAGUUUAAGUACCAGUUAUUCCAGUUUUCAUUUGUGGUCUUGUUGAUGUCUCAUUUAAAUAUGGCAGAACAAGGGCCCCAUGGGAAACAAACAAACAUGCUGAAAUGUAUGAUUAUUUUGUUCUGAAGACAUGCUUACAAUUUAAAUCCUGGGUCUAUCUAGCUAUAAAAACAUAGAAGAAAAGAGGAUAGCAGACUUAACCAGAUUUUAGACUUAACAGGCUCUUUCUGCUGCAGGUCUUGAACUCUGAAGCCAAAUUUGGGGCUUUGAGACCAUCUUUUCUGUUUCUUAAGGGAGGUGUUUUUCACAAGUGUGUUGUGUAUUCUGUCUGUCUUUGCACUUCAGUUCUUGGGUUCUCUUUUGCAAGUGUCUUAAUCAUUACUGAAAUUUCAAACCUUAACUUGUAUUUUGUAGGAGUCUCCAUUUUGGAAAGGCACAUUCCAGGAGUCAUUUUUUACAAUGACAGCUUUUCUUUCCUUGCAGAUAUUUCAAGCUGUACACUUCAAACCUGAGUAAUGCAUUAUAGCUAGAUCCUUUUUGGACUGUAUCCCCUUGCUAAAGUUGUACAGAUAUUCUCUAUUUAUAAAUUAUGAGUAGAAAUAGACUAAUAAGGAAAGGCAAAUCCAUUCUAUAGGUCUUCUUUGGAAGCAAAACCAUAAAUAGAUGAUUUGGUAACGGCAGAACAGCAGCCAGGUCUUUCUGGCUUUUCUGAAGUAAUUCAAAUGUGAUUUCCAAGGCCGUGGAGCUGUAGAAUGAGAACAAAUUGAGACAAAUAUCACGGAAAAUAGUAUGCAUGGAAGAAAUGUCCCUUUCUGUGAAUAGUAAAUAGCAUUUUGGAGCAGAGCAUAGAAUCAAUCAUAGGAGAAUGCAGGUGGGAGGGGAGGUCCAGAGGCCCAGAGGCCAUCUCAGCCAACCUUUACCUAGAGCUGGGUGCUCAGGGCUGUGUCCAGUAAGUUUUUCAAUGCUACCAAGGAUGGAAACUUUGCAGCUACUCUGGUAUAGGCUGGUCUGGUAUUUGACCACUUAAAUGUUUAAAAACAAACAAAAACAAUUGAAAGAUAAAUCUGUAUGUCAAGUAGGAAUUUCCCAUGUUCUGACUUGUUUGCUGUCUCUUCUACUGUGCACUGAUAUGAAGAGUCUGACUUCAUUUUCUCCACCAUCUCUGUAGGGUGUUUGUAAACAUUAAUAAGGUCUACCCUUUUCUCUUCCUAAGAUUUAACUGUGUCCACAGCCUCUGUUCAACUGUCAUGUGCUCUGGCUCCUGAUCUCCUGGGUGGAGCUCUGCUAGACUUGCUUCAGUAUCUCAUUAAUUUUCUUGUAAGGGAAGACCAAAACUGGACAGAAUAUUCUGGAUGAAGAUGUACUUUAUAUGUAACAGUGUUGAAAAAUCAUUUAGAAAGUACCAGUAUCAAGAUUUUUCUAAUCGGAUUUACUAAAUUUAUUAAUUAUGUUUAUGGAAAUACAUUUUUUAUACUGCCAGAUUGAGGCCUGGCAAGCAAAAAUCUGUGUUUUCUAACACAAUCAUCACUUUUUUUUUUAUCUUAAACUGGAAAAAUGUUAUCACUAGUAUCAAACACGGGGACGUAUAUUUUAGUCACUUUUUAGAACAAAGCAACACUUCAGUGCAUCUUUGCGCUGCUGUUUUUUCCCCCUUAGGAGAAAAGCAACCUAAAACAUCAUGGGUAUUUUAUAAAGAGUAGUUUAACAGGUUUAGAGAGUCAGUUAUUUUUCAUUGUCUCAGAUUUUCUCUCUUUCAAGAGCCAGCAUUCAGUCUAGAAAAUUAUUUCACCUGGAUAGACUAGGCAAAGGAACAAAAGAAAUCCUAUUUCCAGGACUGAAAUCCUGCAUUUAUUCAGUGUCUUGGACAAAGCCCUGAGCGUUCUGAUUUAAGUGAACUGUUUUUUAAGUUGAGGGUAAGAUUAAGUAACCUCCAGAGGUACCUUCCAACAUUAAUAUUUUUUUGUUCCUGUGAUUCAUAUCAGAGCCCUCUGUAAUUAAAUGUGUACUGGUUAUGGCUCUUCUUAGUCUUGCUCCAGCAGAGCAAACUGUAGAAUGGGCCUGUAGGAUUUUUCUCUAACUCUGAUAGUUUAAUCCUUAUUACCUUUGUUUCUUCAUGAGGAAGAUGGAAAAAAAUCUUGAAGCAGCAAAAAACAACUUAGCAAAGCAGUUUGAAGGAAUAUCUUAUCGUGAGAUGUGUCACAGCUGCAGGGACCAACCAAAGAUUGUGGAAACAGAUUUACUAGCCUGGAAGACCUAUGUUAUGUCUCCAAAAUGAUUCCCAGUACCUGAAAUCUCUGCCAACUUUUAUUUCUAUAGAAGUGAAUAAUAAAACCUUUUCUUCCUUUUCCAUUCUUACUUGCCUCAGAUAUUUUGGAUUUGGGUUUGCUGUAUUAUUAAAAUACCACAUUUUCACUUAAUACCCAGAAAACAUUGACCAAACAUGAUCAGACAGAAGAACCUAAAUGCGAGAAAAGCCUCCAGUCCCUUGAUUUUUGGGACUGUUUUACCUUCAGGUCUGAAAAAGGAUAAUCACAAAGGUUGUGGCUAAAAUGGAGUUGAAUAAUUGCAGUGAUUGAGUGUAUUUUAUCUAUGACCUUUUUGAUAUUUACAGAAUCAGGCUUUCUUCUUCAUUUUAUCUGACUUGAGACAAUUUGGGCUUUUUUAGCCGUCUCUAACACAAAGGUUCCUCCUAUUUAACAAACUUCAUUUGUCUGUGUACAGAAGAGGUCAUAAUUGGUGCUUUUGGCAAAACUGAUGAAAAUCCAACCGUCUUAAGGGUUUCCUUUUGUCUCUCUUUUCCUUAAGGUAUCAAAAUCUUUAAAUUUAGGAAAAAAAAAACCACCAGAGGAUCAUUUUUACGUAAUUUGAUGUUACCUGGUUAGCAUCCAGUUAAUCAAGGGCUUUUAUUCUUGAUUUUAUUCAGGACAUAGCACAUCUAGACAUUCCAUCCAGCAAGACUGUUUUUUAGCUUUUGUAUUUCUAGGUGACGCCUUUAACCCAACACUUUUUGAAGUACUUUUUGCUGAUUUCAGAUAGAGUUGCCCUUGCAAAGGUCAUCGCAUAUCAAGAACAAUAACAGUGCUUGACUAACUCUGUGGUUUUGGCUUGAAAA